Aplysia californica (California sea hare) is the source of this 652-nucleotide messenger RNA. RefSeq lists its product as uncharacterized. Lineage: Eukaryota; Metazoa; Mollusca; Gastropoda; Aplysiida; Aplysiidae. Gene Ontology annotation, molecular function: retinol transmembrane transporter activity; signaling receptor activity. The record is from RefSeq and is a predicted model, not a curated record.
GUGUGGUGAUCCCUCCUUGAGCUAGUCAUGCCGUUGGCCUAUGUCAAAUCACUCUAGCCUCAAAACGGAACCCGUGUGCCUUAUCAGGACGUUUGGUUAAGUACACACGAAAAAAAAAAAACAAGGACAGCUGAGAACACAUUGCCACAUCCAAUCCAAAGAAGAUGUUCACAUCGAAAUGCUUUUCGGGUGCGUCUCUUUUUGGACUAGUUUGUUGUUGUUUACAUAAAACCCGAUUUCUUUUGGGUUAAUUUACGAAAUACCCCAUUCCUUUCGGAUCAGUUGAUCAGAGGAGAAGGGUCAAGGUCGAGAGAGAAGCCGCCAGGAGGUGCAGGGAGGUCAGGGAGGUCAGGGAGGUCAGGGAGGUCGCCAUGGAAACCGCGGGCUUACUGAACGCGCUGUUCAAGUACAUCAAAGGAGACCCCGUGGAGCGGAACAAGACCGAAGUUGAACCCGAGACAUGCUCCAACCUGCUGAUAAAAGAGACGUUGUUUUACCAGCUCUGCCUUAUCCCCUCCCCCCAUGGACCUGUCCGGGCGAUCCCACCGUAUCUCUUACGCAUGCGCCUUCGGGUCAACAGUCUACUUGAUAGUUGCAUGCAUCCUCGACAGCUUCCGGGCCAUUGAGUUUGACGGCCCAUUUUUUUUAAAAA